UGGUCGCGUUCGGUCGGAAAAUCCGCGUCACUCCGUGUUCGAGUUCCGGAUCAGGUGUUGAGCAUACACAGACCGGGCCACGCAGCCACAGCCACAUUUUCCCCGGCAUCAUCCACAGGUUGGUCCCCGGUUCUUCGCUUUCUGCUACAACCUCGGGUUAGCUUCUUCCUCGCCCUGCCUUUACCCAGGGAUUUUCCCUUCGUCUGUCACGCGGUGUGUUUUCUGUUCAGGUCGGGAGAACCACAUCUUUCGUACUCUGACGGAACCAACCCAGCGGGGUUUUCACAGCAGGAAGUGGGUCUUCAGGUCUGCUGUGCCGCCGUGCCGUUAUACCUUUUUUCUCCGGCCCUUUGCUUCGGUGCGCUGGGGCUCCCUCAGCUGUCCCUUCUGCUUUGGGGAUUUGGGACAGAGGGAUCCGGUCUCUGGGAAUAUUGCAUCUCAUCAGCCAAACUUCAUAGGGGUUGAUUGUUCCAUCAUCCCUAUUUACAGUUAUAGGUAGUAGGUACCUUACAUAGUGAUUCAAUAGUGUAGUGUAUACAGUGCGAAUUUCUGAAGAAGAUUGUUUCUUCCUAGAUCGUGUACGGGAUGUUGGGGUUUAUUGUAUUGCAGUUUCCAGUUCGGUUCCAUUAACUUGGAGCAGUGCAAAGUGUUGUAAAAAGUAAUAUAAAAAAAACCCGAAAACGCCCAGGGUGCCACAAGGAAGCAAGGAAAUACGUAAUAAAUCGUAAAUUGAGAUGUGUAAUGAGUGUUUCCGGUUUGGCCGCCGAUUGUGAAUAGGAGCUGUUAAUGGUUUUGUUGUCCCACCGUCAGUCAGACUAAAUAAAAAGUGAAAAAACGACUGCGACUGGAUUAGCGAAGUGGUGAUUAUGACGUAAAAUUUACAACAACCUUCACAGCAGUCUGAGGUGUGCGUAAAACCAACAAGCUGCCACUAAAGGAAGAAAAACCUUUUAACGAGUGAAAAUUGGAGAUAAGUUAAGCGCCGGAGAGUGAGUGUUUUACGAUAUCACAAAAACCCUGCAGGGAGUGUUGGAAAAGCAGUGAAGCUCGCCGCACACAUAAAAGUUGCCUUUCCUGGGCAGGCAAAUUUGCAUACCACUUGGCGAAAUAAGUGCGAUCAUUUUUACUAUAGGCACCCAUACCCGGAUUGGGAUUGGGAUACGAAUUAUAUAGUGGCUGCACGUGUGCUUAGUUUAUUCCGAUUUGGAUCCAAUUGGCGGCAAGUGGGCCGAACUGUUGCUGGAUUUGUUGGACGCAACCAUAAUAGAGUUGGAUAAUAAUAACGGUCGUCAUAUCAGUUGCUUCAGGUGUCGAUGCGAUUUUCAUCAACAACGAGUCACCAUUAGGCAAAAAAGGGAUCUGGCCCCGGUGAAGAAGCUUCGGGGUUUCCCAUUGGCCACGUUCUGUGCAGCAACCGUAAAACGAACGGACGUCGGCAUUGAAAUUGAAGGUAGGAAGUAAGGAAGCACUUCCAAACGCAAUCUUUGGCAUUUCUUCAAGCAUUUUGCUUUGCUUUGCUGCCACCGUACUGCUGCUGGAUUCAAAUACCCAACAAAUAACGAGCUUUUCCGUGCCAGGAAGCACUCUGAAUGAAGCCAAAGCCGCGCCACUUCCGUUGUGAAUAGGAAGGCGAGAAGGAUGGUUGUCUGGUUCGGGUAAAAAAAGGAAGCAGCAUAAGUAAAAUUAAAGCAUCAAGCCAGAUUUCCUGAGUUGCCUGUUGAGCGCGCCAAUGUGGGCGUAUGUUAAGUACCAGGGAUUCUAAAUCUCAACCUCAGUAUUUGCCAGCCCCUGGUGAUAAGGAAGAAGUAGGGCAGGCAUUGAAGAAAUUCUAUCAGCCAUAGCGAGCUAAAUCCAAGGUCUGAAAAGCCACGCGUAAAGGAAAAGGCAAAUGCGGAUCUAGAGCAGAGCUCAGUCAGUACACAACCAGUCAGUGACGGGGCAAUAAAUAGUUGGGAGUGCCAUCAGCAGGAGCAACAGGAGCUGAAAUCAUGGCCGCGGCAAUCGAAGAAGCGGUCUUCAACGCACUUCGGGGCCACCAGGACGAAAAGACGAAGCUGCCGGCACCGCGCAUUAUCAAGAUUUAUGUUGCCAGUCUCAAGGAAGACUUCAAAGAGGAACGACGGCUGCUGCUGGAAGUUAUCGGUCCCGAUUUACAGUCGGUUUACGACGACCGACAAAUUGAGGUGGAGAUUGUGGACGUACACUUUGGAACCGGCAGCGACUGUACGGCUGUCGAUUUGGAUCCGUAUGUGCUCGCAGACCACCUGGAGGAAAUCGAAACGUGCCACCGGGUCUCUAAGAGCGUGUUUCUAGUUAUAUUGCUAGGAUCACGUCUGGGCAAUUUUUUGCUCCCCACCAAGAUAGACGCGGAUGUGUUCGAAGCGAUUGGGAAAUUCUCCACGGCCGAGCAGGGAGAAUUGCUACGAAGCUGGUACCAUCAGCAACACCGGAUAAACCCUGCCAGAGUCAAUGGCGAAACCGGCGAAGAAGGUUGUUACGUGUUGCAGACACAUUUCAGAACGAAAGCCCGCGAGGAAUGGCUGAGCGAAAGCCGACAGCUGCGGGAGCUGCUCGAGAACAAGAUCGACGAAAUUUUGAAAGCAUUCCAAGAUGGCGGUGGAGGUGGACCGGAAGCAGAUUCCGGGGACGGAGACAAUGGCGAUGGUAUUGUUCUGCUAGAUGGCAUCAAGUUAAUCGAUAGCGAACGAUUCUGUGAUAACCUUAAACGACUGAAGCAGCGAGCCUUGGAGCGGGAAAUCCAGAAAGGAAUGGCUUGCUCCGACGAAAACGUGAUGGCAGUCUUCCGCCAAUGGGAAGCAGAUCCCGGACAUGGGCCCAACGAAGGUGCUGACGUGAGCCGCCCGGCUGGCCCAAUGAUAGCGACCUUGACGGAGAAGCUACCGGAAGAGAGGCGAAUUUCACUCAGCGUCCCUUGGGCAGAGAACGGCAUCGAUCCGGACCUGGACAGUCACGAGUCUUAUCUGAACAAGCUCAAAGCUCGGUUGCUGGAGAAACUGCAAAAUGCCAUUGAUCAGAGCCUGGCCAAGGAUCCGAACGGAGGCAAGGGACGCAAAAAGACUGUGCAGGAAAUAUUUCACGAACACUCAACCCACCUGAUGUACUUGAACGAACAUCUCGGUGCUAACAAAUACAUAUCAUCAAGCAUCCCGGAACGGAUACGACAAAAUGUGCAGCAAAAUUUUCGUUCCGGAAGUCGCCACCCACCAUAUUUCGUGUACGGGGGCCAUGGGAGUGGCAAAAGCACAUUGCUGUCCCACAUCUACUCGCAGCUGACGAAUUGGUUCGAGCACAUCAAAGUGCAUCGGGUCAUUCGAUAUGCCUCGGCCACUCCCCGGUCCGCCUACAACCUCGAGCUGUUGAGGGUCAUCUGUCAACAGCUGGCAAUCAUCCUCAACAUCCCGGAAGGUUAUUUGCCAAAGGAUGCUUCAUUCGAUCCGCUGUACAUCAACAACUGGUUCCAGAACCUGUUGAAGCACUGUGAAGAUUUACACAACGAGAUUCUAUUUCUGUUUAUUGACGAUCUGCACAAACUGAACCCCCUGGAUUGUGACAUAGUGGCCGCACUCUCCUGGCUCCCAAUCAGUCUGCCCUGGAAUGUGUUCCUCGUCGUCUCAACAACGGUUCCAAUCGAUUCUCUCAAGUUGACUCCGAUGCAAAAGGAACGCUUCAAGUAUCUGGACUACUUUUUCGACCUGUCCCAGGAACAGAACAAAACUCUAGUGCAACCAAUCGAUGACUCGGCCAGCUUCCAAGUUUACGUCAACAAAAUCUUCGAUGCCAUGGAGCAACGAUUCGGGCGCAAGGGAUUCAGCAAGCUGGCCAUCUACAUCACCUGCUCCGAGUACGGGCUGACCGAGACCGAGUUCCUGGAACUGCUUAUGCCUACGCAGGAUUCGGACGCCUUCAUCAGCACCUGGGAGGGAGGCUUUAAUUUCUCCACUUUCCGGACGAUACGGAACGAUUUGAAACCACUCCUGCGGGAAAAGCUGAUGUCCGGCAAGCUGCUGAUCGUCUGGCGGCACGAGCUCUGCUCGGAAAUCACCAAAUCGCGCUACAUGACACCGGAAAUCGCUCGGACGGUUCAUUCGGAAAUUGUAAAUUUAUUCUUCCCGCCGGACAGCGACGAGAGUGACGAAAUUUCCAGUGAGCAGCACAGCAGAAAAUCGAGCAUCCAGACCCAGCAGGACGACAAUGUGACGCAGAUCAUCAGCCUUGGGCCGGACAUUUCCUACAGCAUACGGCACGUGGAGGAAUCCUGGCAUCAUCUAAUUAAAUCCGACGACACGAAAAAGCUCAAAGAGAUUGCGGUGUGCAAUUUCGACUUUUUACUGGCCGCCGUUCAAACGGUGUCAAUUAGCUAUUUAAGGUGCUUGAUAGAACACGUGCGGUGCUACAUCCUCGAUCGGGACAUUGAACUGGUGUACUACACGAUCCGGAAAAGCAGCGACGUUCUGACCCGGGACCCAAUGCAGCUGGGAGCACAGCUCAUUUCCUGGUUGAAAUCCGUUGCCGAUAACGAGGGCCCCCAGGCUUUGCUCGGCGUGACGGUUCAAUCGGCAACGGCCUGGUGCGAUGGCUACACGGUGCCCCUGUUGGUUCCGCUGACCGGAUGGCUUCCGGUUCCUCUGCCCUCCCAAAUCCGGUGCAUGACCGUUCCCGGACCUGGGCCGUUCCGCUGCAUCGAAGUGUCCCCAUCGAAGCAACACCUGAUCCUGUCGCCAAAGAUUGGCGAUCCGCAGCUGUGGCACAUCAUGAGCAACAGUCUCGUGCACACGUUCAAGGGCCACAGCGGUCCGGUUACGUAUAUGAAAGUGCAAUCCCAGUACCUGCUCACAGCAUCCGACGACACUUCCGUUAUCGUGUGGGACAUGCAGACCCUGGCCAUGAAGCUGAGACUAUGCGAACACAUAGCGCCGGUAAUGUGUGUCACGCUAGCCCUGGACAACAACAAAUACAUCAUCAGCGGUGGAGACGAUUCCUGUAUCAUCAUCUCGCUCUUCGAAAGCGGGAAGCUGAUCACCCGGAUCGACCACCAUCGAGGUCCCGUCACGGCAGUCCACGUGGCCAUGCCCAGCGAAGUGCUCGUCUCCUCCAGCCACGAUGCCACCGUUUGCCUGUGGUCCCUCGAGAACUUCACCCUGCUCAACUGCAUCCAGCUGCUGCAUCCGGUGCAUGAUAUUCAAAUUUCCUGUGAUUCGAUUUUUCUGCUAGCAUAUUGCGAGGACAAUGGACUUUACCUGAGAGCUCUUGCCACCGGAACUGAACUGCACGCCCUCAAAGGACACAAAUCGAAGAUUCGCGACCUUUGCAUCGCAAUGGACAGCCAGCGGGCCAUCGUUGGCUGCGAGGACACCCGGGCUCACAUUUUCGACAUGCAUUCCGGACGCAUCAUUCGAUCGUUGCCACCAAAUCCGGGUCCGGUGACAGCUGUUUACGUAAUGGAAAAGGAUGACUACCUCAUCACUGCCGGUGGCAACAAAAUUACCUUCUACUCGUUCCGCAACGAAGAUUCGAUUGUUAACUUUUACCCGAAGAAGAAGAAGACGAUGAAGAAAUUAUCCAAAAGCCGGGCGGCCAUAGCUACGACCUCUAGUCCAGUGAUAUGUUUUGACAUUUCGCGGGAUUCAACGAUGGCAGCGGUAGCCGCAAGUCGUUGUAUCCAGAUUUGGCAGCUGAACACACCCGAACUUACGGCGAUUCUGGAAGGUCACACUGGAACCGUCACUUGCGUAACGUUUGCACCAAAUUGUGAAUUCGUGGCUUCCGGUUCAGAGGAUAAGACUGUGAAUGUUUGGAGUUUGGCCCUCGGCACAGCAGUGGCCACUUUCAAAGGUCACAACACGUUUGUGACUACGGCCACUUUUAUGAUGGAUUCUCGACGAAUUAUUUCGGCCGAUCGUGACAGUUGUCUUUUCGUGUGGAUGGCUGAUACUGGUACUGUGUUACAAAGUGUUCAGGGACCUUUCAAGUGUCUCGCCGUUACAAACAAUAUGAAGUUUGCAGUUUGUACUAAUGGGGAUUCUAGUCUACGGAUAUGGUCACUCACGAGGGAAGAUGAAAAGUUUACCGUGUCUCAUUCAGGGGAGAUAACGUGCUUCGUAAUAACUGCUGAUUCACUGUAUUUGAUUACGGGUUCCAAGGACACUUCGCUUAAGGUAUGGCAGGCUUCGGGUGGAAAGUUGGCACAGGUUCUUGUCGGACAUACGGAUGCCGUCACUUGCGUAGCGGUUUCCGUUACAAACAAAAGUCAAGUCAUAUCAGGGUCGAAGGAUUCCAACCUCAUCAUUUGGGACAUUCAUACUGGUGAAGAAAUUCACACGCUUGCUGGACACUUAGCUCCCGUAACUUGCGUCAAAGUCUCAGCAGAUGGCACAACCGCAGUUUCCGGAAGUGAUGACAAAACAAUGAUUGUUUGGGAAACAAAACGGGGACUUGCGCUGACCUCCCUUCAAAUGCACGUCCAGUUUACCCGCUUUGACAUCAGUCUGGAGUGCUCCCGAAUAGUAGUUCAGCUCAUGGACAGUUCGUGUCUCCCCAUCAUCUGCCUGCACAACUCACCUGCCUCCUAUAUCAAACUUCCAACCUACUCUGCCCCAGCCAGAGAUGUAGAAGACCUUCGUCCCGCCGGACCAAAACGGCCAGCCCGUCGAUUGUUGAAGAAAGAAGUUUCCCUGGAUACGUACACGUGGCAGAAGAAAUACGCCCAUCUUACUUCUUCCGUAAUGAUGGCUCAGGUAGACGAAAGACUGAAGCGCCGAUUCUCGGUGUCGGCUAGUAUGGAGGAGAUAUCGAAACUGGCCGAAGCAAAGAACAUGGAAUCUCAGCAAAACCUUGGCCCCGAACAGGCUGCCCUGGCACAAUCGCAGCAUUUUGAUCAAUUGGAAGCACUCUGGAAUAAACGAUCGCCACCACGACGUCGGCUGAAUCAGUCGAACCUCUCGCGCCAAUCCUCUCUCGUGGAGGACCGGAUCGAAUCCUCGGAUGAAGACGAGUUCAUGGAAGAACGGGCAGCCUUACAAUAGAUAAUGCCGAGCGCAGUUUUUUGACUCAGUAGAAGUAGCAUUUAUUUACGCUUAUUACGUCAUCAUGUAAGUAGACCUUUUAUCAGAUAUCCAAUUUUCUUAUCACGUUGUUCCUGCUGUGAAGAAACAAACAUUUGAAAACCGUUAAGUAUUGGCAAACCACGAGCCCACCUAGGAUAGCGUAGAACUUUUUUAUUAUAUAUUUUUAUACCUUUUUUUAAAGUUUGAAAAGAACGAUCGUCACACCUGCCGCUCGCUCGACUAACGUGUACCAUUUCGACAUUUUUCCUUUCAGACGUCCUAGCGGAUUAAGUAAUGUUCCGUUGAACAAAUGCAAAGUAAAUGACACUCUUAAGCUCCGUCAAUAAAACAAUUUCACAAGUUUUAUAGGUUGUUUCCAUCAUCACCGUCUUGCGACACCCUUCCAAACUUCUAGUCAAGUUUCGAAACAUCCUCCCAGCCGAGAUGUCGUGUGCGUUUCGGAAGGAAAAGAAAAGUUGACCCUGCUUUAGGAAUAAAACAAAAAGUCGAAUAACAUUCCAGGACACAGAGCGCCACGUGGCGGCGACUAGUCAAAACUGGUCAGCUUUUUCCCCGUUUGGAAAGGAUGCAGCCACAAUUCCACCGACCACCACCUGUUGAUUCGCGUACAGUAUUAUUAGAGGAAACGGAAAUGAGAGGCACGUGUUCUAAUUGUAUAGUUUAUAGUGAUAGAUUUAUAAAAAAAAUAAGCUUUAUGCAGCAGGAAAAGAAGCUAACUAAAACAAACGAGAUGAACUUUCACUUUUUUGCUAAUCUAAAAGCCAAUGCGGAAAGAAAUAAAUUCAAAAUCAAUCAUACAGUAGCUUUAAGCACUUCCUGAUGGAACAAAUUAGAAGAAAGAAAAUUGAAGACAAAAAAAUCAUCACAAAUACACGAAAAACAUAAACCAAAAAAUUGAAAGCUCACAAUAAGGCCGUGAAAUUGUGUACCGUUUUGUAGUUUCUAAAACGCUUGAGUUGAACGACUGUCGAUUGCCCGGGGGAAAAUCCGGGAUCUCUAGACAAACCUUAAAAAGUUUCAGUCAGGCUUCAAACUUCCGAGCUCGAUUAAGUUUUUUUCCGUUCGUAUAACGUGUAGAAGAUAUUCUAUAUGAUAGAAAGCUAAGAUUUGACGUAAGUAUGACUAAGAGAGCGCUAAGAAGUGAUGGUUCGCAGAACAGAUAACGAAAUAUUCAAAUAAAAAUCGAACGGAGAACUUUUUCUACUCACAAAGUCAUUAAAAAUACACCACAAGAAUUCGAAAAAGGAAAAUUAAACAAACCUGAUUCAAAUAUUUUGAUUGAUUGAUCAAAUAAUAAAAUUGUAAAUCAGAUUUCAAAUUAAAAUAAGCCCAUAAAAUUAA
Molecule: messenger RNA, 8426 nt
Organism: Uranotaenia lowii
Lineage: Eukaryota; Metazoa; Arthropoda; Insecta; Diptera; Culicidae
Product: protein qui-1
Exons: 22
Coding region: 1989-7043 (1684 amino acids)
Molecular function (GO): protein binding
Source: RefSeq, a predicted model, not a curated record